AUGCCGUCACAGAGAACCAAAAGUUCAAGAAGAUCCAAAAAGGGGACAUUAUAUGAGGAUGAUGCUGAUGCAGCAGACGCAGUAACAUAUGAAAAUCGUACUCGUACAACAAGAACUGGAAGGACGGUUCCGGACUUGGUAAAAGACAAUCAGGAUACAUCGGAAGGCUAUGAAGGUGAUUAUGACAUACACAACACUGAUGACCACCGCGACGAUGGAAGACCUGUAGACUCCAGACCUCGAAAGCAACUUCUUGAGGAGUUGGAAGAGCGGAAAGACUUUGAAGAACAGGCUCUACUGCGCGUCGCACACCCGACAUCUGAAUCACCUUCAUAUCCUUCAAGAUAUGACAAUGAUAUUUUUAUGGAUGAUACUAAGGAGGACUCAGAACAUACCCAAAAUCCAGAUGGCAUUACAGAUAAUCAGUUUGAGGAGUAUCUCAACCAGCUUCGGGAGGAUCCAUCAAAUUUGGAGGGAUUUGAAGAUGUUGAUGAUGAAGCAGAGGUAGGUGAUGCCGACUCCGAUGUCCGAUUCAUGCCAGCAUAUCUUUCGCCACCAACGGUCGGGAAUCGGGAUCCCAACUCUACCUUCACUGGAAAUGCCCCCUUUGCUGAUGGGUUAAACAAUUCCUAUGUGCGAGUUGUGCAUACUAAUGGCCUUCAUCAUUUGGCUAUGGUAUCUUGCGUUUGCCAUGGGUCGGGGCAGCUUCCUUUAGAUCUCAUGGCAUGCCGAUUGCUACCGACAAGUUUCCAGCAAAUCCGCACACUAUUUUCCGCACAAUUAUUAGAUUAUUUUCGACUCUCAAAUUUAGAACUCAAGUCUUCUGCUUACCAGUUCUACUCCCUAUUGCGACGUGUCACCAAUCCGACUGCCCCGCAUACCGUUGUCAAUCUUUAUAAUGAAUUUCGACGGAUGUCCCGCUUAUGGAGAUGGAUGAAAAAGUUAAAAUGGGCAGGAUUCGGAGGCCAUAACGGCAAAAGUGCACUGUCGGUUGGGCGGGGAGAACUAGCCAAUUUCUGCCCAGCAUGUCCACAGCCUGGUGUCAAUUUGAGUGCCAACUGGAAAGAUGACCCCAAUCGCUGGGUCUACAAGCGUGUUUUUGUAGCGGACGGAAACUUCAAAGCAGACCAUGUCCGAUCUAAAAAACCAUCCCGCGAUAUAUGGUUGUCGGAAGGUGGUGGAAUGACACCCGAUCGAAUGGAGUAUGGUGAAUUUUUGAAAUCCGCCAUUGAAGCAUUGACAGGAGCACCAUGUGAAAACACAUUCCGGGCAAUCCAAAAUUCAUUAUUAUCAUCAAAAUCCUGCGAUGUUACAGGCAUUGUGGGGGUUGCCUGUGCAAGGCAUGGAUGUUACGCCCCCAAUUCACUUGUCGAUCUUUUUAAAGGAGAGCAACAAAAGAAUGUCGACUUUGCUCUUCUAUCAGCAUUAAAAUCAACAGGUGUUGAUCCCGACCAAGGCCUAGCGGUUAUCUACGACAUAAUCUGUCAAUAUAUCAUUUAUCUUCUCAAGCGUAUUGGGCAUCUACUCCCCAAAGGACUCAAAGUUGAUCGGGCAAUUGGCAUGUUUCACGUACAUGCUCAUAAAGAUGAAUGUUUCUUUAGAUAUGCACCAACCUUCAUUCCUGGUGCCGCUUGCGUCUGCGGAGAAAUUUUGGAAUCACUAUGGGCGGAUUUGAAUCAUAUAUCUCCCGCCGCCCGCACAGCAACUCUGGCGCACCGUGCAGAGUUGCUAGACGAUCAUGCUUCCGACUCUAAUCACAAAAAGGCUCUUGGAAUCACAAAAUAUCUCUGUCGUAGGCAUGAUGAGGCUGAAGAAAAACAAGAGCAGUAUCGGGUAGCAUUUGUAAACUUAACCCAAGGAGCUGACCCCGAUGCAGUAAAGUUAUGGAAACAACAAAUUGAAGAAGCUGAGUCCAAGAGGUUGGUGGACCCAAAGGUUAUGGAUAUAUAUGCAGCAAAAAGGCCUGGAACCUCCACAGUCACUCCCGAUGCAGUUCCGCAUCGACCUCUAAACCCGAUUGAGUCAUGGAUACAAUUUGCAGUAGUUGUGGAAGAAAGACAAUUGGACAUUCGGAUGAGAGCCCGACGCCUUAUUAACCAUGAUCGGCUUGCGGAACGUAACAAAUUAAUAAAGCUACGCGAAACUUUAAAAGCAUUAAUGGCUCAACUAAGCAUUCUGCAAAAUGAUGCGGGAGUUCUUCCGACAGCUUCCAAAGGGAAUGAAAUACCCGAACAACUCUUUAUAGAUUGGGAGGAUGAGGAAGACAUUUUGGCGCCGGGAUCGGGUUCAGCGGUGUAUGAGCCUAUUGACCUUCAAACAAUAUUCCUACCUUCUAAUGGGAAUGUGGACAUCAUUCAUGCACCAUCUGAAAUACAUGCUAGGAUUUCACAAGCUCGAGGACACCUGAAUCAAAUUCGAGAACUUAUUGCAGAGAGGUCAUUUCAGUAUUCCGAUGUCAUACGAAAGGGCCCACGAAAAGGUGUGCGUACACGAGGACAAGCGGCAGCAAAGGAGUUGAGGGAACGCAUUUCACAUCAUGCACAAGCCUACUCACGAUGUCGAGAUUGCCUAGUUCAACUUGGUGCCGACAACAAUAUUCUUCGGGAGUUUCGGGUCCUCACCAAAGAUGAUGUCCGAUCAAGUACCGCUGUUCUUAACCCGAACAUACCAGGAUCGACAAAUUUCCGCUUGUCAUGGAUAUGGUACUCAGUAAAUCAACGGUUAGGUCCCCGAUGGGUGCUGGAUCCCGACGCUCCCGACAAUGCCGAUCCGAAUUCUCUCGGCGAUAACGCUGAUCCGGCAACAUUAAAAGAGUACAUUGGUUAA
Psilocybe cubensis is the source of this 2826-nucleotide messenger RNA. RefSeq lists its product as uncharacterized. The transcript has 6 exons. The record is from RefSeq and is a predicted model, not a curated record. The coding region runs from base 1 to 2826 and encodes 941 amino acids. NCBI's taxonomy places the organism in Eukaryota, Fungi, Basidiomycota, Agaricomycetes, Agaricales, Agrocybaceae.